AUGUCAUUACCUGUCCAUACACUGUGUACAGCAGGUGUUACAAUUUCAUAACCUGACAGUGUGUUAUGUUGACGCAGCCUCGAGCCUCCAUAGCCCAUCAUCAUCAUCAUCGCACCCCCCCCCCACUCUCUCUCUCUCUCUCUCUCCUGAGCAGUGUCUCAGUAAGGAGAAAUCUCACAAUCAGGUCACAUUUCAGCGAAGCUCCGCCGUUCCACCGCAGCACGGAGAGGAGAGGAGAGCAGCGCAGCGGAGGGGAGCGGAAAGGAAAGGAAGGGAAGGGAAGGGAAAGGAAGAAGGGACGUGGCUCCAGGUGCCGCGCACGAUUUUCGCGAUUUUGCUCGACUCCUCCAGCAGAAGCUCAAGUCAAGGCCAGCAGCAGCAGCAGCAGCAGCAACGCAGCAGCCAUGGUGACGAUGAGAGAUGUGGGCUACCUGCUCGUCCCCGUGCUCAUCCUCGCGCGCUCCUCCCUGCAAGGGGACCUCAAAAGUGGCAAGGAGGCGGACGGCGCGGGCAAUUUCAUGGAGGACGAGCAGUGGCUCUCCACCAUCUCUCAGUACAGCCGCAAGAUCAAGCAUUGGAACCGCUUCCGAGACGAAGUGGAGGAUGAUUACAUUCGAACUCUUGAUGAAAACCAAGGCUCAGAGGAAAGUGUAGACACGACCAAGGACCCGUGCCAGAAGGUCAAGUGCAGCCGUCACAAGGUGUGCGUAGCCCAGGGGUACCAGCGGGCCAUGUGCAUCAACCGCAAGAAGCUGGAGCACAGGGUUCGCCAGCCCCUACUGAAGCCACAUGAGAGCACCUGCAAGCCAUGCCCUGCUUCGGCCUCGGGUCCCGUGUGCGGCUCCGACGGACACAACUACGCCUCUCAGUGUAAGCUGGAGCAGCAGGCAUGCCUGACGGGAAAGGAGCUGGCCGUGAAGUGCUCAGGCCAGUGCCCCUGCGCCACCGAGACUGACCCCACCUCCGAUUCCGAGGGCAAGCACGAGAGCUGCACAGGGCAGGACCUAGCAGAUCUGGGCGACCGUCUACGCGACUGGUUCCAGCUGCUGCACGGGAACGCUAAGCAGAACAGCUCUGGCAGGACUGGGGUCGGAGCAACAUCAGUGCUGGACAAGAGUCUGGUGGCCAGCUGCAAGGACUCCAUUGGCUGGAUGUUCUCCAAGCUGGAUACCAACGGUGACCUCUAUCUAGACCAGCCGGAGCUGGCCGCCAUCAACCUGGACAAGUACGAGGUCUGCAUCCGGCCCUUCUUCAACUCCUGCGACACCUACAAGGACGGGAAGGUGUCCACCGCCGAGUGGUGCCUCUGCUUUUGGAGGGAAAAGCCCCCUUGCCUGGCGGAGCUCGAGAAGAUCCAAGUUCAGGAGGUGGCCAAGAAGAAGCCUGGGAUGUUUAUUCCCAGCUGCGACGAGGACGGCUACUACAGGAAGCUGCAGUGCGAUCACAGCCGGGCCGAGUGCUGGUGCGUGGACCAGCACGGAGCGGAGCUGUCCGGAUCCAGAAUCCAUGGCAACCCCGAGUGCGACGACCUCGUGGGAUAUUCGGGGGAUUUCGGCAGCGGCGUCGGCUGGGAGGACGAAGACGAGCGAGAGGCGGAGGAGACGGCUGAGGAAGAAGAGGGGGAGGAAGAGGGGGAGGCCGGGGAGGCCGACGAUGGCGGGUACAUCUGGUAGGACGGAACUAGCGGGGAGCCGCGGGGGGGCAGGCUCCCUCUAGGACGGAAGAGGAUCAUGGGAAUCGAGGGGGGGGGCAAACGCUAAACCGCGCUGUGUACAGCAUUGACUCUCGGGUGGAGGGACGGAAAGCAGGGGUGGGGGGGGUGGGUCAACCAGAUUUUGUCUUAAAUAUCUGUGACGCUUUGUGUUCUGUUGUGUGCGCAAGAGAGAUUUUCGUUGAGCAGCCUUUAGCAUCGAGAAGCACCACGACCCGCCGGGCCGGUUAGCAAGCUGCGGGAAACGGCACUCGGCUUUGGAGCGGGAUACACUGAGGCGCCGCCGUAUGCUUCGGCCCAUCAGAGACGCAACGCCUGGUGUGUGAGUGUGUGCGUGUGUGUGUGUGCGUGCGUGCGCGUGUCCCCAACGAGAAGGUGCCCUUUGGCACAACACUCUCAACACUCUCAAAGUCACUCGAUUUAGACGUAAUGACGAUGCAGUACUUUUUGAAGUCACGCGCGGCCCAACCACGUGGUGAGGGGACUGAGCAGAAGGACGGUUUACAGCGUUUUGGGCGUAGGCGAGGAGCCGUGCCUCGCUUCCUAUUUCUGCCGCCGCCGUUUCUCGGCUGACAUUUAGCCUCGGCUCCGGAGGAGGCGGGGGAGGGUCCGGGGGCCGAGUCCCGCGAGCCGCGUGUCACCGCAGAUGGCUUCGCGAACGCCGGCCGUGGCGUUGAGUGCGCGUCACGACGGGCCGGCCCCCGUCUGCGACGGCGCCUCCCCCCCAACCUGCUUUCGCCAGGCCUCUUUGUUUGCUCGCUCGUCACGGACCGACAGAUCCGGUGGCGAUCAGCGGGCCGUCGAGGUCGGCGUGGCUGCGCCUCGGGGGGCGCGCCCGAGUUGUCAGCUCUGCAGGAGGCGCCGAUGGCAGCACGGAAGGAGCGUCGCAUGUGACCACCUGGAUGUUUCCCAGACUUCUAGAAACUUCCCAUUUGCCCCGAAAACAAAAACGAGUCAAUAAACCGAAUGUGUCGCUCUCUGCGCUCCGAGUCCCUCGAACCGACUGGGGAGGGAAGCGCGGCGUAUGUGUGCGGUUCCGUCCGCGUCGAAGGUACCAUCUGUUUUCAGAGCGCACGGUGAUCACGCUGAUCGUCGUGUUUUUUUUUUCUUUUUGCACGUGAUAGACCUGCAGCGACGGCGUUUUCGAACACCCACAUAAUAAGGUUUCGUUGUCCGGGGUGAAAUCGCUUACCCGACGGGUGCGCCGGCCCCCCUUGGUCAGUAACCUUGGCUGAAAAUGUGGAGCAAAACGCCCGAACCAGGCAGAGUCGAGCGCUCGGGACACAUCCGCCAACCCGGUUCUGCCGUGUGCUUUCACAAGAUGUCCACUUUGUGCGCAGUUCCUCGCUUCGCUGUACUUUUACACCUUUUACUACAUUUGCCCCUCAAAAGCACCGAUAAAGGUGAACGGGGUCGUUUAGGGCCGUGCACUUUUAUUUUUACUUUUGCAUUUAUUCGUUCAGCAGACUUUUUCUCCAAAGGCACGCUUUAUUCAGAGUAAGCAAGAAGUGCGGUUCACGAGGUGAAAAGAUGCCGCGGUGUUUGCUGGCACGCACCACACCACACACACACACACAUACACACACACACACACACACACACACACAUACACACACACGCGCCGCACCAGCAGCUGCCUGUCGAGCUGAGAUAGGAGAUACAAGGAUCAUCAGGCUAGAUGGUGUGAUGCAAAUGUUUGCAGCUGUCAGAUGGGGAGAAGAAUGGGUCUGAAACGCUGCUUGAAUGCAGGAAGGGAUUCAGCAGUCCCGAGGGACGGAGGGAGCUUCAGAUUCUGGACUUCUCGAGAGUUGGAUCGUCAAGAGGCCAGAGGUGGAGGAGCAAAGAGCUCUUGUUGUCGUGGAGGAGGUGAUAAGGCACCGCGGAGAUCAGGAUGCGGCUCCUUUGAGCGUCUCGUAGCCCGUUGUUCUACUCUGUGAACGAAAUGGUUCGUCUUUCAGGCUGGAUGCAGCACCGCUGAGCCGCUUGCCUGCAGAGGGGUGUCCGAAGCAGACAUACCGUAAGGAAAACGAGGUGGGAACGCAUUCUUAGGCGCGCGACUUCACGAGCGAACGGCGUUGAAAUGUUUCUCUCUGAGCCUGAAGCAUACGGCCUGGGUUUGGAGGAGCUCCGUCGGCGCAGGAGACUUAAUUUGCAGUUUUCCAUGGUAGUGCUUUACAUGAAUAAUAGAUAGUUAAGAUGCCAGUGUGGUAAUAAAAAGCAAAAACCAGUGUGUUUUAGUGCACACACACGUAUAUAGGUUCUAAGAAACAGGGUCAUUUAGUGAGGUUCUGUGUAUAAUUCUAUGCUGAAAAUGUACACAAAAAUAAUGUACAGAACUAUGAAAUGUUAUAAGAGCUAACGAGACAAAACCAUUUGUUCACAGUUUUUUUUUUUUUUUUUUCCCUGCUCUGGCUUUUUUUUUUCCCUUUGUUUUAUUGUAAAAAUAAAAUGAUCUCAGAGGCUCGUUUGUUUGGAUUGCUUUGACGAAAAAAGUCCCCGUCCCCGACGGUUCGGAUCGAGGCCGCCGACUCCCAGGUACGUCUCCCUCGCCGGGCGGAGGCGCCGUCUGUCCGGAACAUUCCGAGGUUCGCUCUCACAGCUCGUCCGUGCGCCAGAACACAGGAAGCCACAGGUCACUUCCUUUAAAAUACCAAUUCAUCCUCAAAUAUGACACUUUUAAGAAUGUGCCACUCCAUGUUCUAUUGUCUUUAUGCUACUUGGUUUUUUUUUUUCUCCUUUCUUUCAAUAUGUGUUUGCUACUUGAGCUUCAACGUGUGUACUUGGAAAUCACUGUUUUUCUUUUUUUUUUUUUUUUUUUUUUGUUGUUUCAUUUGUGACCAGUAAAUUGUAACCAUUAGUUCUUGCUUGCCAUCGGUAAAGUACAAACAUUUGGGUGUUUCUAGUAUUGCAUGUUAGUGAACAAGAAUGUACUUUUCUCGGCUGAGCACUUUACCAUUAAAGGCGAUGGGCCUCAUCACAUUAGCCGUAGUCCUACGUUAUUUCCCACAGGCGGCCCAACGGAUCCGAAGCUCUCCGAAAAAUUUCAGCGACGGUUUCACGAGCAUGCGGUACACGCGUGUAAAUGUGCUGCUUUUGCCGGAGAACAGUUGACUUUACUACGUGUAGCACAUCAGUGAAUUUGGUACAGAUUAGCUUUUCUUUUCUCGUUCCGACUGUGGUACAGGCUACGAAAUUCUCGAUUAUUGGCAUUUUGAACAAUGUGUUGUUGGUGGCAUAUCAUUUCGUCAGUAGAACGUGUGUGCGUUUUAACGAUGACACAACAUUGAACCUUAUACGUUGCUUGUUUCUCCUACGUUUCUAUGGAUCCGUGGAAAUUGUUGGAAUGAACGGAUUUCUGGGAAUUUUACGAUAAAAAAGCCACGAUGAUUUGUACCGCCGACAGCUCGACACUGGGUGGGGUUUCCCAAAUGCCAAAGUCAUCGAAAUGUGUGACAGAUUUCACAUCUUCCUGAAAGAUGAGCGUCGCUCGUGAAAUAUUUGUUGACGAGACGCAAGUAGCGCAGUGUUAACAGGUCAUAAACUUUAAAGUCAAUAUUAUUGGAAGAAAUAGCUGUUCUGUGUGUGUGUGUGUGUGUUUAAAAAAUAUAUCUUUAAUGACUGUAGCUCUCUGCUCAGUCACAAGCUCUUGUUCCACAGCUGCAUGGAAUUGUAUAGGUUACUUGUACCGUACAUGAACACGGAAAAGAAAAUUGUGGUCCGAGUUCAGCUGAGAAACAUCAUGAAAUUGGAGUCUCUCGACACGGUGGAAUAAUUCAUAAUUCACGCACCUGCCGAAAUAUUUCCGGUACUGAGUCCACAAUUUUUUUUCGUAACCUUUUCAAAACCGACCGUUGUCCUUUAGGCCCCGUUUCUCACAAGCGGUUAUUUUUAAAUGUUCAGCAGAACUAUUUGUGAUCAUACAGGUUUACCGAGAGCACCGGCCUUCGGACCAUUAGAUGGGGACGUGGAGUAACGUACCUCCAAACACCCGCUGCAUUUCAGGCCUGGGUGUGCUCUGUUCAGACUGUCACAUAUAUAACAAUUACCAAAGUUGGGGGGAAAAAAAAAAACUAAUGGAAAAAUUCAUAUAUUGAAUGACUGUAUUGAUUUAAAAAAUAAAUAUUAUUGAUCUGAAUCAUAAAUGAUUGAACACAUGAGCAAAAAUAUGUUACAAAAGGAAUUAACGAAGCAUUUGUGGAAGUGUCGGCAUCAUCUAUUUGAGCACCUUGUCAUGAACGUAAUCAAUAAGAAAACGACGGAAUCGAUGAUAAGAAGGGUGAAUAAUGUCUAUGAAUGAGCUGUUUUCUACAGUGCAAACCUGCUCAAGUGUCCACCGCUUUACCCAGUCGAAUGCAUAGAAUGUAAACGAAAAUGCUGUGUACUUAAUGUAACGUCAACAUAAUGCAGUAAACCACACUUAACAUUUACACUGUAUUUGAUAAUAAAAUAGUACUGUAACCAUGCUUCUUUCUCCAGCGUCUCUUCUCUGAGCUCACAGCUCGUUUCUCAGCAUCUGCCCA
Scleropages formosus (Asian bonytongue) is the source of this 6231-nucleotide messenger RNA. Its product is annotated as SPARC (osteonectin), cwcv and kazal like domains proteoglycan 2. The transcript is spliced from 11 exons. The coding region runs from base 66 to 1673 and encodes 535 amino acids. The record is from RefSeq and is a predicted model, not a curated record. Gene Ontology annotation, biological process: anatomical structure development. NCBI's taxonomy places the organism in Eukaryota, Metazoa, Chordata, Actinopteri, Osteoglossiformes, Osteoglossidae. Gene Ontology annotation, molecular function: calcium ion binding; collagen binding; protein binding.